AUGGACGAAAUCCUGCGCGCCCGCAAGCUCACGGAGGAAAUCCUGGCACGCGCCGCUAGCAUCAAGACCCAUAUGGCUCAGGUCAGCCGCAGUAUGGCCAACAUGGCUCUCAUUGAGGAGGAACAUAAGGCCCGAGCGGCUAGGGAGGCGGCGGAAGCAACCAAACCACCUCUACGGCUCAUGGACCUCCCAGACGACCUACUACGGAUGGUGGCAGCGGGGGGGGGGGUGGGGGCGGGGGCGGGAGGCAGCAGCAUCGGGGGCGGUUCCGGAGCGGCGGCGUUGGCGGCCCUGGCUAUGACCUGCCGCCGCUGGCGUCGCCUGGCGCUUGGCGAAUCUGCGCUCUGGGAGGACAUGUGCCGGCGGAGAUGGGGCGUCGCGGAGUACGACCCAGGUGCCGUACUGGUCCUGGAUCCACGACUUCUGCACCUGGCAGCGGGCUGGCCGAAGGCGGCGCUGGGUGCCGGCGGCGGCAGCGGCGCUGCCGCCCGGGGCAUCCUCGCUAGCCAGGGCACAGGGCCAGCGGAUGGCCACCCGGAUAAGGCCCACCCGGCUGCGUCACCCGCAUCGCAGCCACCCACCAUACCACCAACGCCGCCGACAGCACACGCCGUAUCACAAAAUACGACCUCAACACCGCCUCCGCAGCCCGUCAGCCCGUCAGCGCUAGCAGCAGGGGCACUCGUAGCCGCCGUCAGCGGCGCCGUCAGCGGCGCCACGUCACCUAGGUGUCUUGCGGCGUCGCCGGGUGCGCGGACGGCGGGUGGCGGCAGCGGCGGCGGCGGCGCAGCAUCUGGACGUGCGUCAGGUGCAGCCGUACAUGGAUCCGGAGCGGCUCCAACUGUCGGACCACUUGUACGGCUCGGCGGAGGCGAUGCUCUGGAACCGGUGCCGCUGGGGUGGGUGUUGCGGAGCGGAACUGGAACGGGCGGCAGUAGCGGCGGCGGCGGCGGCGUCACAUCCCCGACGGCACGGGCUAAAGGCCUGAGCGCUUGGGACACGGGGGGUUGCGGCGGCGGCGGCGGCGACGGCGGCGGCGGUCACCUUGGUGGUGGUGGUGGUGGUGAUGUGGGCGAGGAGGGUGAUGUCGGCGAACCCAAUUUGUGGCUGCUGGUGUACAGAGACCGACUGGUCGGUUGGCGGUGUGUGCUGGCUGUGUUUCGGUGGCUCCAGUCCCACGGCUGCCCGGAGGCCGUGUCGGGCUCCCUGCACCGGCAGCAGCUGCUGCUGGCGCUGAGGUACCUGCACCUCAACCUGGGCCUUACAAGCGCCGCAGCUGCAGCCGCCGUCGCAGCCACCGCUACUGCCACGGCGGCAGCUGCCACUGAGAAUCCUGGCGGCGGCGGCGGCGGCAGUGGUGGUGGUGGUAGCGGUAACGGUAACCCCGGCUGCUUGUCCUCCUUCCCAGACUUCUUAACUCCGUCCUCACCGUCAUCGUCACCGUCGUCGUCUUUGUCGCCUUCGGUCCGGUCUGCGGAGUCAUUGGCGGCUGAGCUACUGCUGGACAUACCUGAUAUUGUAGGUGUAGGUGUUCCCUGCCUUCUCUCCCUGCUCACGAACGACAGCGCCCUCGUGGUGGAGCUGGCGGCGGCGGCACUGGCGGACUUGCUGGCGAUGGACCAAGAAAAACUGGAUAGGGAAAGGGCCGCCGCCGCAGCCGCCGCCGCCGCGGCAGCAGCAGAAAAGAAUGCUGCAGAUGGGACCCAUGGGUCGUUCGGAAAUCGGAGACGUGCAACGGCCUAUGGUGACGGCGGUGGCGUCGGCGUCGUCGGUGGCGGCAAUCCCCAGCGACAGAGCUGGGCGGGGGAGCGGUUGGUAGGUACGACAGCGGCGCUGGUCGGACCUGACGGUCGGCCGAUGGGCGGUACGGCAGCGGCGCUGGUGGCGUUGGGUGACGGCACUGGGGCCCGCUGGGGUGGCGGCGGCGGCGGCGGCGGCCGGGGACCUGUCGUCGAGCUUCUGGUACGGCUGCUAACAGCAGCAGCAGCUGCUGCGGGGUGGCGGGCGGGGGAGGGCGCUGAGGAGUUUCGCCUGACAGGGUGGCUGGACCUUGCCUCCGGGGAAUGGCACAUAGAGCGCCGUUGCGUCAAUGUGCCGUACGCGCUGUCGUACAAGGGUUACAGUGACGCACGAGGGUGUUGGGGCACAUACACAGUGCAGACAGAGCCGGGACCCGCUCCCGGGACCGCGCCACACGCUGAAGGGGGGGCAGCGGCGGCGGCGGCGGCGGCAGGGGGCCCGGCGGCGGCGGCGGGGGGGGGUCUUAGGUCAACGACGGCGUCCACGUUGGGCCCCGGCGGCUCUUCAUCCGUACGCCGUCUGAAACUGUUCAGACCCCAAGAGAGUCAUGCACUGGGUUGGCGCGUUUUUCCGUUCGUGUGUCCGGUCAUUGACUUGUUGUUCCGAGACCCCUCCCUUCCCCUGCCCAAGGACCUCCUGGACCUCCUACAAGCCUUAGAACAACAGCAACGACGACAACAACUGGAGGAUGAGGAUCGGAGGCGAACAAGGACCAACCCCGGGAGGAGUGCCGUACAGGAUGAGAAUGGUGGUAAUGAGCACGAGGUCGAUGGUAAUGAUGACGAGCUUGCUGCUGCGGGCGAGGAAGGGGAGGAGCGGGGGAAGGCAGCGGAUGCGCCGACGGCGGCGUCUGCGGUGGCUAUGGCGGUGGCGGCCGUUAACGAAACUCAUGAUCAUACGAUUGAUGGCAUGAGUGAGCGACUGUGGCUGCGGCUGUUGCUGCUGUUGCGGCUGCGGCUGAUGCUGUGUCUGUAG
Volvox carteri f. nagariensis is the source of this 2775-nucleotide messenger RNA. RefSeq lists its product as uncharacterized. The record is from RefSeq and is a predicted model, not a curated record. The coding region runs from base 1 to 2775 and encodes 924 amino acids. NCBI's taxonomy places the organism in Eukaryota, Viridiplantae, Chlorophyta, Chlorophyceae, Chlamydomonadales, Volvocaceae. The transcript is spliced from 14 exons. Gene Ontology annotation, biological process: SCF-dependent proteasomal ubiquitin-dependent protein catabolic process. Gene Ontology annotation, cellular component: SCF ubiquitin ligase complex. Gene Ontology annotation, molecular function: protein binding.